Molecule: messenger RNA, 2764 nt
Organism: Aphanomyces invadans
Lineage: Eukaryota; Oomycota; Saprolegniomycetes; Saprolegniales; Verrucalvaceae
Exons: 8
Coding region: 58-2667 (869 amino acids)
Biological process (GO): ribosomal small subunit assembly; maturation of SSU-rRNA from tricistronic rRNA transcript (SSU-rRNA, 5.8S rRNA, LSU-rRNA)
Cellular component (GO): small-subunit processome; Pwp2p-containing subcomplex of 90S preribosome
Molecular function (GO): protein binding
Source: RefSeq, a predicted model, not a curated record
AUUUUGUAUCUUGGCGCGCCGUCGUCCACCGCCGCCGCCAGCUACCUCGUUCGGAAGAUGAAGUUCUCGUACGAGUUCAGCCACCUCUGUGGGACCGUCUACACACAGGGCAACCUUGUGUUCACGCCGGACGGGAAUUCGCUGCUCAGUCCUGUCGGCAAUCGCAUCACCGUGUUCGACUUGAUCAACAAUGCGUCGCGAACGUUUGCGUUUGAAAGCCGCAAGAACGUCCAAACGAUUGCCGUCUCCCUCGAUUCUCGCCUGCUCGUUGCUGUCGACGAAGACGGCCAUUCGCUUCUGGUGAACCUCAAGAAAGGGAUUGUCCUGUACCGAUUCAACUUCAAAGCGCCCGUUCGCACCCUUCGCUUCAGCCCGGACAACCGAUACCUCGCCGUGUCCCAUGGCACGAAGAUUCAAGUGUGGAAGGCGCCGGGCCUCAAGCGAGAAUUCGCACCGUUCGUUCACCACCGAACGUACGGUGGACACCACGGCGACGUUUUGUCGAUUGAAUGGUCGCCCGACUCGAAGUUCUUUCUCAGUUCUGCCAAGGAUCUGUCCGUGCGCCUGUGGUCUCUCCAGCCGUACCCGAACUUCACGCCGUACACACUGGUCGGCCAUCGCGAUGUCGUGGUCGGCGCGUACUUUUCUGCCGACGGUCAGACAAUCUACACGGUUGCGCGGGAUGGCGGCGCGUAUCUCUGGGAACACGACGGUGGUGUCGCCCCCGACGAGGAUGUCGAUGAAGACGAGAUCCCGCUCGUUGCUCGCGGUGUCAAGUGGUCCACCAAGCACAAACACGUAUUCAAAAUGGAGUACGCCAAGGUGGACUGCGUGACGUUUCACGCCGCCACUGAGCUGCUCGUUGUGGGGUUUGGCAACGGCACGUUCGGGUUGUACUCGCUUCCCGACUUCCAGGACAUUCACACGCUCAGUGUUUCGCAACAUCGCAUCAGCUCCGUCGCAAUCAACGCGUCCGGCGAAUGGUUGGCGUUGGCUUCGCAACACCUCGGCCAACUUCUCGUGUGGGAGUGGAAAUCCGAGACAUACGUGCUCAAGCAGCAAGGCCACUACUUUGACUUGAACGUGCUUGCAUACUCGCCGGACGGCCGCCUUCUCGCCACGGGGGCCGACGAUGCCAAGCUCAAGUUGUGGGACACCACAUCUGGCUUUUGCUACGUCACGUUCCACGAGCACACCGCCCCCGUGACUGGCGUCGCGUUCACGGCCAACGGCCAAGCGGUCGUGAGCUGUUCGUUGGACGGCACCGUGCGCGCUUUCGACUUGAACCGGUACAAGAAUUUCCGCACGCUGACGACGCCGAGCCCUGUCCAGUUUCUCUGCCUCGCCCUGGAUACGAGCGGCCAGCUCGUGUGCGCCGGGACUCUCGAUCCGUUCCACAUAUACGUGUGGUCCAUGCAGACCGGUCGCCUCACGGACGUCUUAAGUGGCCACACGGCGCCGAUCACGUCACUGGCGUUUUCGCCGUCGACGACCGAGGAGCUCCUCCUCGCGUCCGGGUCGUGGGACCAUACCGUGCGCGUAUGGAACGUGUAUCAGAACAAGCCAUUCAUUGAACCGCUUGCCCAUUCCAGCGACGUCCUGGCGGUUGCGUUCCGGCCCGACGGCAAGCAAGUGUGCAGCGCUACGCUCAACGGGCACUUGAAUCUCUGGACGGUCGCGGACGGUGAACUCGUCGGGGAAAUCGAUGGUCAGAAGGACGUGGCUGGAGGCCGGCAUUCGUCGGACGCCAUGUCGGCCGCCAACAACACGCGAUCCAAGCACUUUACGUCAGUGUGUUACUCGGCCGAAGGCAACUGCAUCUUGGCUGGCGGCCAGUCCAAGUAUAUUUGUAUCUACCAAGUGUCGACGAAAACACCGAUGCUCCUCAAGAAAUUUCAGCUGAGCCAAAACCGGAGCUUGGAAGGCGUGCUCGAUCGACUGCACUCGGCUGAAAUGACGGAGGCCGGUGCCAAGGCCCAGCUCAACCUCGACGUUGAUCCUCUCAGCACGUACAACGCCGCUGACAACCAACUUAUCGGCGCGAAGCGAGCCGUGGACCCCGGCGCCCGCCGACAAGGCAUGGAAGUGCUAUCAAAAGCUGUUUUAUUCUCGCCGACAGGCCGAUCGUGGGCUGCCGCCACGACGGAAGGGCUUUUGAUUUACAGCUUGGACGAGACGCUCGUGUUUGACCCGUUUGAUCUUGACGAAGACAUUACGCCCGACACGAUCAGGCGGACACUGGCGCACCAAGAGUUUAGCAAGGGUUUGCUCAUGGCACUGCAUUUAAAUGAAGAACUGUUGCUUCGGUUGUGCUUGGAAAGCGUGCCAGUCGAAAGUAUCCCUCUCGUGGCACAGGCCCUGACCGACACGUACUUGAAGCGGCUCAUGGCGCUGCUGGCCAAGGGACUGACCGACAGCCCCCACUUGGAGUACUACCUCACGUGGAGCCUCGCGAUACUGAACGCGCACGGACCGAUCAUCGACGCGCACUCGGUGGAAUUUCUCAGCACGCUUCGCGCGCUGCAGAAGAGCCUCGUCACCCACUUCAAUGACCUCUCUCGCGUCUGCAACGACAACCAGUACACGCUCGAUUACCUGCGAAACCUGAGCCAGCUAAACCGUCAUGACAGCCAGCAACGCGAUGCCGACCAAGUGGCAGUACCAUAGUCGUCACCCCUGUCACAAAGUUCCUAAAUAUUGCUGCGUUCUUGGACAGUCUAGUUUCGAGCAAUGAGGCCGUACAUCACAAACUUGAGUCGUCGCA